UCAAAUGAAAUACACGGGAAGUGUCAUGAUUACUUCAAGAAUACUACAUAAAGACGUCGUCAUUCCAAAGAGGUUUUUACUGAGUGUUUUGCAACUAGCAAGUGUUCUGAAACGUAACAUAACGUUUCAUAAUCUCUCGUGCGUCUAAAAGAAACCAAAACUGCGAGGUCUCAACAGAGAGAGACACAAAAUCACCAAUAUACUGUAAAAGCUUAAAAGAGGCAAUCCGCCAUAUUCUCAGUUUGACAGCGAUUCAUGAAAUAAGGAAGUGGGCCCACCUUACAGCAGGACUGCAGAGGUGAGGGAGUGGCCACCUGCCACCCUCUUGCUCAACUGAGAGAGUGAGACACAAACUGUGAGGCCUGGACUCUCCGAGAGGAAUUAUACUGUUGUGUCAAGUUUUAAUUCUUGGAGGAAGUAAAUCAGAAUCAGGAUUUUUUGAUAUGAUGGUGCCAACCCAACUGUGACAAUGUAUGAGGUGAUGUCUGGUGACACCCUGGCCUGGAAGGUGCCCAGUCCAAGACAAAGUGACACCGAGUCCAGCCUAGAAUCACACUUCACAGGGGACGGAGGGCCCGUCAAGAUCCUCAAAGUGUGCUUCUGCACCAACAACAACCUGGGCAAGAACUUCAAGCUGGUCAAAUGUGACAGCUCCUGGCAAAUUAGGGCAUUCAUCCGUUCGAUCCUGGUGAGCGGUCGACUGGGGCCGAACAUCAAACACACAGGAUGCUACGGUCUCCUGCUGAAACACUUGAAGUCUGAAGAACUUCACUGGCUGCAUCCGGAUUUGACUGUAGGAGAGGUAGAACAACGAUAUGAGAGCCAUCAUGUGGAAGCUGAGUGGAGGUACGACCUUCGUAUCAGAUACGUUCCUGUCAACUUCCUGGAAAAAUUCCAAGAUGACAGAUCUACAUUGCUGUAUUUUUACCAGCAGGUGCGUAGUGAUUAUAUGCAGUAUCAUGCCAGUAAAGUCAGUGAUGGGAUGGCACUGCAGCUCGGUUGUUUGGAGAUCAGGAGGUUUUAUAAAGACAUGAAUGCAAAAGGUCUAGAGAAGAAGUCCAACUUUGAGCUACUAGAAAAAGAAGUGGGCCUGGACCUUUUCUUUCCUGAACAACUGAUCAACAGCAUGAAGUCAAAGCAGCUACGGAAGCUGAUUCAGCAAACGUUUCAACAGUACGCAACACUCAAGGAGGACGGCUGCAUGGUCAAGUUUUUUGAGACCCUCAAAGAAUUCGUCAGCUAUGAUGAAGAGGUCUUCCCAUGUGAACUGGUGCAAGGUUGGAGUCUGUCAGUGGAGCUGGUGGUUGGUGGAAGGGGCAUUCGCCAACGCACUCAGAAGGAUUCAGCGGCUGUGUUUCUUGCCGACUUCAAACAGAUCAAGAGAGUACAGUGCUUAUCUCGGAGCGACGGCAAAGCUCUGCUAAACCUCGACAUAGAGGGGGCCAGACAAUGUCUAUCGAUCAAUGUGGCCACAGUCCCUAUGGCAGAGAACAUGAUGGACCUUAUUGAUGGGUACUGCCGCCUGGAAAAUGAAACAGAUGAAAGUGUUAUCUACCGACCAAAUAGAGAUGCUAAUGCACGAAGUUCCCUGCCAGAGAUUCCUACAGGCAGAGACACCAGCUCGAGCAGACACAGUAUGGGGUCAGAUAUCUACUGUGAGAUCCUUGAUGAGAGGCCGAGAUCAGUUGUGAAGUAUGGGAUCGACCGAAAUGACAUCGUACUUGGACGAAUUCUUGGGGAGGGGUUUUUUGGGGAAGUCUACGAUGGAUUUUACAAAAAAGCUAAUGGAGAUAGGGUCAAUGUGGCGGUGAAAACCUGUAAAGACUGUUCACCUGAUGUGAUGGAGAAGUUCAUGAGUGAAGCAGUAAUAAUGAAGGGCCUCGAACAUCCUCACAUCGUCAAACUGAUUGGAAUCAUAGAGGAGGAUCCUGUGUGGAUCGUUAUGGAGCUUUAUCAGUACGGAGAGCUCGGAAACUACCUGACUCAGAACCAGAAAAAUCUGACAAAUACUACUCUGGUGCUGUUCAGCCUGCAGAUCUGCAAAGCCCUGGUCUACCUCGAAGGGGUCAACCUGGUACACAGAGACAUAGCGGUUAGGAACGUGUUAGUUGCCAGUCCGGAAUGCGUGAAGCUCGGGGACUUUGGUCUGUCGAGGUACAUCGAGGAUGAAGAAUACUACAAAGCGUCUAUUACUCGGCUGCCUAUCAAGUGGAUGGCCCCAGAAUCCAUCAACUUCAGACGUUUCACCACAGCCAGUGAUGUCUGGAUGUUUGCCGUAUGUGUGUGGGAGAUAAUGAGUCAUGGGCAGCAGCCGUUUUUCUGGCUGGAGAACAGAGACGUAAUCAACCAGUUGGAGCAGGGCAUCAGGCUGCCCAAACCGGACAACUGCCCUCCCGCCCUCUACUCUCUCAUGACCCGCUGCUGGUCCUACGACCCCAGAGAGAGACCUACUUUCACUGAGCUGGUUGUCAAGAUCAAUGAUGUCCACAAGAUGGAGAAGGAGCAGGAAGUAGAGAGAGAGAAGGACAGAGCGCGCUCCACAAAAUAUUUUGAGCCCAAGUCCAACUUUAACGAGCCUCCUCCCAAGCCUUCAAGAAUGAAACCAGGGCGGUUUGGGAACACGCUGAGUAUUGGUCUCCACAUUCAGCUGAACGAGGCUCUGUGUGCCAGUUCUCCUGAUCUGGCCAGCCCAUGUGAAUAUCAGUCCCCCGUCGAUUCCAUGAACACUCUCGCACUGCCAGUCAGGUCCCCUCGACGUCGCAGCAUGGGGGAGAACGAGUUUCUCCGAGUGGAACCAAACAGCAGGGAGGACGCCCAGCGCCUUUGGCAGAGGGAGAAACAAAAUAUGCACGACACUCUCCGUCAGCAGAAAAAGCAGAUGAUGGAGGAUGAAAAGUGGCUGCACAAGGAGGAGAAACUCCUGGACCCCAUGGGACCAGAAGAUCCUGCCAGCCCAGUGUCCCUCAAGGCUGACGCCGAGAAUGCACCUCCAGAGAAGCCCCCACGGCUCACAGCACAGCCGGCGCCCACAGCUGAGCUGGACCGCUCUGAUGACAAAGUGUACACAUCUGUCAUGGACUUGGUCAAAGUUGUUGUUCAACUCAAGAAUGACAUCACUGAAAUGCAGCCAGAUGAAUAUAUCACCAUUGUUAAGUCUGUAGGGAUGGCUUUACGAGAUUUGAUCCGCAGUGUGGAUGACAUACUGCCCACCUUACACGAGUCUGUGAGGACAGAGAUCGAGGGCACCCAGAAGCUGCUCAACAACGACAUGGCGGAGCUGAUCAGUAAAAUGCGGCUGGCCCAGCAGAACGCCAUCACCUCUCUGAAGGAGGAGUGUAAGAAACAGCUGCUGGCUGCGGCACACACUCUGGCUAUGGACAGCAAAAACAUGUUGGAUGCUGUGGACCAAGCAAGAGUCAGGGCCAACUUAGCUAAGCCUGUGGCCCCCUAGUGGACUGUAAACUUCCUGGUUCAGUUUACACACUCAUCUUAAAUCAAGCUUUUUCCUCAUCUGACAGUCAGAAAUAACAUUUGCACAGAGCUGAACAUUUUUGUUGUGAUUGAAUCACUUAAAGCCUUGCAGCAGCCAGUGGUUCCUUACGCAGUCAUCAUCCUCUAAAUGCGUUGUUAAAUUUAAAUAUAAAGUGGUACAACUCAAGCUAAAAAAGGAUGGUUAUGCUCACCAAAGUAGUGUGUAUACUGAAAUGGGUGAUCAAUAGGAUAGUGCUCAAAUAUCAUAUUUAGGAUGCAGUCAUUUCUGACAAACUUCAUUUUAUAUGAACUGUUCUCAAUUGUGAUCGGGUAGUUAUUGAUUUAAAUAUCUGCUCAGAAAGUGAAAUAUCCUUGUAAAUAAAAAAUGUUUCUUAUGACAAAUACAAGAGGUUUUACUGCAGAGAAGAAGAAAAAAUAAUGUAAUGCUAAUUAAAAUUCAAGUAAAUGGUUUACUCUUUCAAAACUGUCAACAGUAACCUGUGUGAAAUGUCGAGAUGACAAAACAAAAAGGUUGGAAAGACAGCAAAAAUGUUUUAGAUAUCUCUUUCAAGUGUCACUGUGACACGUUAUGUUAAAAUUAUGAGCAUUUUAUCUAAAUUAUGAUGAAGACUUAAAAUUGUAUGGAUAAUGAAUUGUCAGAUAUGAUUCAGAUACUGUUCAACUUGAAAAAGCCAAAGGUUUUUGUAUCAUGUCCAUUAUCAUUAUCUUAAAAUAUGAAAUUCUAGCACAUAAGUGAUAUAAAAAUAAAUAUCAUGAUGUAUACCAGUGUA
Molecule: messenger RNA, 4262 nt
Organism: Lates calcarifer (barramundi perch)
Lineage: Eukaryota; Metazoa; Chordata; Actinopteri; Centropomidae
Gene: ptk2bb
Product: protein tyrosine kinase 2 beta, b
Exons: 31
Coding region: 470-3451 (993 amino acids)
Biological process (GO): protein phosphorylation; signal complex assembly
Cellular component (GO): cytoskeleton; focal adhesion
Molecular function (GO): protein tyrosine kinase activity; ATP binding
Source: RefSeq, a predicted model, not a curated record